Prorocentrum cordatum is the source of this 2121-nucleotide messenger RNA. NCBI's taxonomy places the organism in Eukaryota, Dinophyceae, Prorocentrales, Prorocentraceae. The record is from the annotation of a GenBank genome assembly.
AUGGAGGAGAUCGCGGGCGACGGUGGAGAUAUUGUCGAGGUCAGCAGCGACGAGGAGGGCGCGCAGGACAAGCCGAUGAGCUGCCCUGGCACUGAUGCAGAUGGCUGCGGUGGGCCUCCGUCCCACUUCCGGGGCUACAGGCUUGGCCGCGAGCUGGGCUCCGGCGGCUCCGGCAAGGUGUUCGAGUGCAAAGGCGAUUUCGAGACCAAGUACGCUGUCAAGGCCGUCAGCCUGCGACGCAUCCAGCUCAGCGCCAACGCCGACCGGCAGCAGACGCUGCUGCGCCGAGAGGUGGAGAUUCUCAAGGCACUACCUCCGCACCCACACAUCGUGCAAAUGUUCGACGCGUUCGAGGAGGGCCGGUGGUUCCUGCUGAUCCUGGAGCUGGUCCUUGGGGGCGACUUGUUCAGCGUGCUGACCGCGCGCAGACCGGCACGUUUUUCUGAACCCGAGGCCGUGCACGUGCUGUGGCAGGUGGUGGAGGGCCUCUCUUUCCUGCACGGCCAGGGUGUCAUCCACAGGGACCUGAAGCUGGAGAACAUAUUGGUCUCCUCGCAGCAGAGGCGAAGUGCGGACAUCCUCUACGGCGUCAAGAUCACAGACUUUGGCCUCUCAAAGGCAGUGGUGGCCGCGCGAUUGGCCGCGCUGACUCUCGCGAUGGCAGCGCUGGGCAGAGCCGCGCUGACUCUCGUGCAGUACAACCCAGCCUACGCGAAGCAUGACCGCCUAGCCGAUAUCUCGGCCAACUUGAGAGCUGCCGAUGUGAUUGGACAUAAGACACGUAUUGAUUUCAUUAUCGGGCCCAAGGGCUUGUUGCCAGGGAUCACAGCAUGCAGCACAUGGAGACGCACGGCGCUGAAGCUGCAAGUAUCCAAAAAGUUUCCUGAUCAUACGCCCGUCGGCAUCACCCAUUACAUCGAGGUCCCCACCGCACCGCUGCAGCGUGAGCACACAAAGUGGGACCUGGACAGAGUGGCCGCACUUUUACAGCGAGGCGAGGACCGAGCUGAAUUUCUUACAGCGCUGGGUCAGAAGCUCAUAUCACAUGCGAAUGAUUUUGCAGAAGCAGAAAAGGCAAGCACUCCAGAUAUGCACUACGCGCUGUUCCUGAAUUGCGUUCGGGAGGCCGCUACACCCUUGUUCACGCGCAGGAUUCACUCCCCUGUGUACCUGAAGAUAUCCGCCGCGGGAUCCGCGGUGUCGUGUUGCAGGCUCAUACAUGCGAUGUGCGGGUACUGGCGGUGCUUCUUCAGAGCCUACCACACCGGCGACGGGAAGCUGCGAUCUGGCCAAAUCAAACAGAUGAGCAACACGGACGUCCUGAAGUACUGGAAGUUGGGACGCAUCAACAUGAAUCCAAAAGCGAACCCAUGGGCCCGUCAGUUCUUCAAGGAUCUCCAGGACCUGGCUGAGGAUGAGGAGGCGAGGGAGUUUAACAUGCUGAGCGAGCCGAUGGACACGGGCACGCCGCAGGAGGGCAUCGACGUCGAGGCAGCCGAGGGCCCGCGGCUGAAGGGAGGACGGGUCAGCCGUCCUCAGCGCCGCCAGCGCAGGCGCAACAAGGAGCAGCCGAAGGCCGUGCAGAUGGCCGACGGAGGGAUGAAGACCAUGAUACUGGUCAUGCUGAAGCAGCUGAUCAUCAACACCAAGCAGCUGCGCGAGAUUCGGGGCCAGCUGUACGAUACAUACCUCGUGGAGGCCAAGGCAAAGCCCGUGGUGUCCAUGCAUCAGGGGGGAGCCGCAUACGCGGCCGCCGUGAAGGAGAAGGGCAAGGGCCACAACCUCGGCCCACCAGCUGCGACCGUCUUCGUCUACCUCCUGAAGGCGCUGAUGGAGCUGGAGGUGGGGGCCCAGAAUCGGAAGGGCCUGGAGCAACUGCUGCAGCGGAUCGAGCACUUCGAACCGUGGGACUUGGUGCAGAUGUGCCACGUCUGCCGCCUGGAGAAGUGCUACGACGAAGGCAAGAUCAAGAUCGUACUGGCCACACCCGUGGCCGAGGUGCGCAAGCUGAUGCGCCAGUGCAUGGAGCAGAUCGGAGCGACGACGACCGUCGGCCAGGCUCCAGCGGGAUACCUAGAGGAGGAGCUCGGAGCGUAUGUGGACAUGAUCGGCUCGUCAUGA